GAGCCUGUACCUCCUACUCUGCUUCCGCGGAGUGUGGACGGCGGGCGACCCUGGGACUAGUUGAGUGAUGUACUAAUGCUUUGCAGCAGCUUUCUAAGUCAGCACUUUCCUGUGUCUGUAGAUCACAGAACUGGCCAAGGCAUGGAGGAGUCUACGAACAAUCAUCUGAAUGAGACAAGUCUUGAGAAUAAUGACCGUCUCCAAAACACCGGGCCUCAGAUUUCUGUCAGUGAGUUUUCAUGCCACUGCUGUUACGACAUCCUGGUUAACCCUACCACCUUGAACUGUGGGCAUAGCUUCUGCCGGCAUUGCCUGGCAUUAUGGUGGGUGUCUUCCAAGAAAACAGAGUGCCCAGAAUGCAGAGAAAAAUGGGAAGGCUUCCCCAAAGUCAAUAUCCUCCUCAGGGAUGCAACUGAAAAGUUAUUUCCUGACGCCAUUAGGAGGAGAUUUGAAGACAUUCAGCAGAAUAACGAUAUCGUCCAGAGUCUCUCCGCGUUUCAAAAGUAUGGGAGCGAUCAGAUUCCCAUGACUCCCACUGCGGGCCGAGUGAAUCAACAGAGAGGAGGGGGGUUCUUUUCUGGAGUGCUCACAGCAUUGACUGGGGUGGCAGUGGUUCUGCUGGUGUACCACUGGAGCAGCAGGGAGUCAGAGCAUGACCUUCUGGUGCACAAGGCUGUGGCCAAGUGGACAGCAGAAGAAGUCAUCCUCUGGCUGGAGCAACUGGGCCCAUGGGCCUCUCUCUACAGAGACAGGUUUCUAUCUGAGAGAGUAAAUGGAAGAUUGCUUUUAACGCUGACAGAGGAAGAGUUUUCAAGGGCGCCAUAUACCAUAGAAAAUAGCAGCCACAGAAGAGCCAUCCUCAUGGAACUGGAGCGCGUCAAAGCACUAGGGGUGAAGCCCCCCCAGAAUCUCUGGGAAUAUAAGGCGGUAAACCCAGGGAGGUCCCUGUUCCUUCUGUAUGCCCUCAAGAGCUCUCCAAGACUUGGUCUGCUAUACCUCUACCUGUUCGACUACACAGACACCUUUCUACCCUUCAUCCAUACCAUCUGCCCUCACGAAGAUGACUUGGGAGAAGACAUCAUCUCCAAACUCCUGGAUCUGAGAGAACCCACGUGGAAGCAGUGGAGGGAAUUCCUGGUCAAAUACUCCUUCCUCCCAUACCAGCUGAUUGCUGAGUUUGCGUGGGACUGGCUGGAGGUUCAUUACUGGACGUCACGGUUUCUCAUUGUCAACGCCAUGCUGCUCUCAGUUCUGGAGUUAUUCUCAUUCUGGAGGAUCUGGUCAAGAAGUGAACUGAAGACGGUGCCCCAGAGGAUGUGGAGCCAUUUUUGGAAAGUAUCAACGCAGGGGCUUUUCGUGGCCAUGUUCUGGCCCCUCAUUCCUCAGUUUGUUUGCAAUUGUCUGUUUUACUGGGCCCUGUACUUUAACCCAAUUAUUAACAUCGAUCUUGUGGUCAAAGAGGUCCGGCGGCUGGAAACCCAAGUGUUGUGACUGGCAGUGCCCAGGCUCCAGGCACUCUUGCCAGCCCGCCUGCUGCCUGAGCUUUGAUGUUAACCAAGGGUGAGGGGGAAAGUAGAAUUCCUAUUUUCUACCCCUAGUAAAACAAGGUGCUGCUUUGUAUAUUAAAGGCUAACAGCCAGGUUGUCUCACCCUCAGCUUAUGGCCUGGUGACAACAGGAACUAACAUACCAGAACACAGUCUGUUUGGCCAGUGAAGUGGCAGCACCUCUCACCCAGCUGCCCUCCCAUAGGACUGGUGAAGUUCAACAUGGACAGCUGCAAGGGCUCUUGAGGACACUGUAGCUGGCAUCAGAAGGGCUGCGGGCCAGGCCCUUUGCUCCAGCUUCACCCAACAGGCUCCCAGAGUGGGCUGGGCCCAGGCUUGUUUUACAAGGCAAGUUUCGGAAAACGGGAGAAGAUAUUGUUGUAGGCAUAGAAAAUAUGCACAUAAAAAAUACAGAGGAAACCCAAAGUUUCGUCAUUUCUGUCUAAGACUUGCUUGGGGUGUCUGUGUGAAACCUCUACAGUGACACAGUGUGAGGCUGGAAGGGUGAUCUCCACAUGGAAUCACUGGCGUUGGGAUUCAUUUCUUGGAGUCAAAACUGAGUAGGAUGUGAGCAGUUAACAGCAGGUAAUUAACACCAAAGGAGCCCUGGUGGCACCGUGGUGCUCAGCUGCUGACCAAAAGGUAGGCGGGUUUGAACCCAUCCGCCAGUCUAUGGGAGAAAGAUGUGGAAGUCUCCCUAAAGAUGCCAGCCUCGGAUACCAGAUGGGGCAGCUUUAUUUUGUCACACUGCGUCUCUCUCAAUCAAAAGCAACUCAACAGUGUUAAUGUUAGGUUUAAUUCACAUCAGGCUCGGCUGUCUCACGACUACCAUAAAAUCAUUUCUGUUUUAAGACUGAAUCUGUAAAAUAAAUCCUAGGGCAGCCCUAUUGUUCUAUUUUAUAAACUGAUCUCACACUAUCCAUCUUCAUUGCCCUGUUCUGGUGGGUGUUUACCACAUACUGUGUAAACAAAAGAUGACCUGAACUGUAGUCUGUUACUGCCUUCAGUGUGGAAACAUCAGGUGUGAAUCUGGUCUCUGAAGACUGGUCCUUUAGAGAGAAGCUUGCACCCAAGGGGGUUUUGUGACUCCCCAAGCCACUCACUAAUCCUUUGUAUUUUUGAAUGAAGAUGUCGCUCACACUUUGCAUCUGAAACUUUGAAGGAAUUACUUUGAGAUAAAAAUAAAGUUUUUUUUUUAAUACAAA
This is a messenger RNA of Echinops telfairi (small Madagascar hedgehog), 2751 nucleotides long. It is a transcript of the gene BFAR, whose product is annotated as bifunctional apoptosis regulator. Gene Ontology annotation, molecular function: ubiquitin protein ligase activity; protein binding. Gene Ontology annotation, biological process: proteasome-mediated ubiquitin-dependent protein catabolic process. The transcript is spliced from 8 exons. The record is from RefSeq and is a predicted model, not a curated record. The coding region runs from base 76 to 1491 and encodes 471 amino acids. Gene Ontology annotation, cellular component: nucleus. NCBI's taxonomy places the organism in Eukaryota, Metazoa, Chordata, Mammalia, Afrosoricida, Tenrecidae.